AUGACCAAAGAAAAAUUUAGUAGUUAUAGUUUAAAAGGUGACCCUGCCAUGAGACUUGUAAAAGAGGCCCAGGUCCUCAAAGAAAAGCCGAAGCGUGCAUUCUCCUCAUACUGCAGUUUGGAGGAAGUGUUAGAAAAAUAUGGCAUUAAAAGUAGUAGUAUAACGAGCAUCCCUCAUAUCCACUCAAUCAAUGAAAAAUCUCCAAAGUUCAAGCUCUGCAUAGAUGACAUUCUUCGUAGGAUAAAAAAUAUGGGGCUAGUUGUAGAUAGUAAUGAGGCUAUGCGUUGUAAAUACAUUUCUACAAUCCUUCAUACUGCUGUCAGCAUCCUAGGAGGAUUGGUAAUCUUGCCUCAGAUGAAUGUAUCUGGUGAAGAAAGUUCCAGCCGUGUCAAUUAUAUGAUCAAGAAAAUACUGGAUUAUUUGCUCGAAGAAAUAAUAUAUAUAAUCGAAGGAAAGCAAAACCAGCUGGGGAAAGGAAUGAACUUAGAUACGCUCAAGAAAAAGCUGUAUGUCUAUGGUAUUGUCACAACAGCCACGGACUGGUAUUUCAUUCUACAUAGCACCGAGGCUAUUUAUUGUACGAGCAAGACAUCUCUCUGACUGAAGACGCACUCAAGGACUCAACCAACUUGCGCAAGAAUGUGAAGAGGAUUUUAGGGCUUAUAGUGGGUUUGUUAAAAGAUAGGUAUCAGCUAGUGAAGAACUUGCAAAUAAGAAGCGCCGUGUAGAGAAGAUAAUCAAGAAAAAAUAAUCAUAUAUAUUAGUCUAGACGUCAUGUAU
Messenger RNA from Rhizophagus irregularis DAOM 181602=DAOM 197198, 780 nucleotides. The record is from RefSeq and is a predicted model, not a curated record. Lineage: Eukaryota; Fungi; Glomeromycota; Glomeromycetes; Glomerales; Glomeraceae.